AAAAUGGACCACGUCGCAUUGCUCAAGCAAUUCGUUGGCAUGUGCCAAGCGAACCCGGCGGUUUUGCACGCCCCGGAAUUUGGAUUUUUUAAGGAUUACCUUGUUUCCCUUGGAGCCACUCUUCCCCCAAAACCAGCUGACAAGCCAGAAGGAAAGUGCCCGAUGUCUGAGGAGCCAAAGAAGGAAACUCCAGCCGCCGAGGCAACUCCAGAGCCAGAAAUCCCGAAGCCGGAGGAGAUUCCAUUCCCGAAAAUUGACAACGAGGGAGUCAUCGAGCCAGAAGAGGCGGUGGCUUUGCCAAUGGGAGACUCUGCCAAAGAAGCCACCGAGGAUGAGAUCGAAAAGGCCUCCGAGGAGAGAGGAAAAGCCCAAGAGGCGUUUUCCAACGGCGAUUUCGACACAGCCCUCACUCACUUCACCGCCGCAAUUGAGGCUAAUCCAGGAUCUGCAAUGCUUCACGCCAAGAGAGCCAACGUCCUUCUUAAGCUCAAACGUCCGGUCGCAGCGAUUGCUGAUUGUGACAAAGCGAUCUCUAUCAACCCAGACUCGGCACAAGGCUACAAAUUCCGCGGUCGUGCCAAUCGUCUUCUCGGCAAGUGGGUCGAGGCAAAGACCGACCUCGCCACAGCUUGCAAACUGGAUUACGAUGAAGCCGCCAACGAGUGGCUCAAGGAGGUCGAGCCGAAUGCUCACAAGAUCCAGGAGUACAAUCGGGCAGUCGAACGUCAGAAGGCCGAUAUCGAGCUCGCGGAGCGUAGAGAGCGGGUUCGUCGUGCUCAGGAGGCUAAUAAGAAGGCCGCCGAGGAGGAAGCCAAGCGUCAAGCCGAACAAGGAGAUGAUUUCGAUUUCGAAGGAGGAUUCCCCGGUGGAAUGCCCGGAGGUUUCCCUGGAGCCGGUGGAAUGCCUGGAGGAUUUCCUGGAGCACCAGGCGGCGGAGCCCCAGGAGGAAUGGGCGCUGGAAUCGAACAACUGUUCAGUGAUCCGGAGAUCGCCGCUGCCAUUCAGGAUCCGGAAGUGCUGCCAGCGUUGAUGGAUAUCAUGCAGAACCCGGCGAACAUGAUGAAGUAUAUCAAUAAUCCGAAAGUUGCCAAGCUCAUCAGCAAAUUGCAGUCCAAGGGAGCUGGAAUGCCAGGAAUGUUCGGAGGAGCUCCACCAAGUGCCGGUGGCGGAUGCGAAGACGCUGAUUGCGGAGGACCAUGCCCAGGAGCCCGCGGGGGAGCUUCUGUCCCACAACAGCCACCACGUAGAGCCCCGGAGCCAGAUCUUGACUAAAUGAUUGCUCGAUGAUUUUUCACUCAAUUUUGUAAAAUCCCAUCCCCAAACCUAUAUAUUAUUUGUUUUGUCUCUUUUGAUUGCAGAAAUACCCUCCAAUUUAUUGUAUCACGUAUCAGUUCCAACUCCGGAAACCCGAAAAUAAAUAAUGUAAAUUUAGAAGAA
This is a messenger RNA of Caenorhabditis elegans, 1437 nucleotides long. RefSeq names its product STI1 domain-containing protein (gene hip-1). The record is from RefSeq and is marked reviewed. The transcript is spliced from 5 exons. Gene Ontology annotation, molecular function: protein dimerization activity. Bases 4 to 1272 code for a protein of 422 amino acids. Lineage: Eukaryota; Metazoa; Nematoda; Chromadorea; Rhabditida; Rhabditidae. Gene Ontology annotation, cellular component: nucleus; intracellular organelle lumen; catalytic complex.